Molecule: messenger RNA, 1947 nt
Organism: Tricharina praecox
Lineage: Eukaryota; Fungi; Ascomycota; Pezizomycetes; Pezizales; Pyronemataceae
Product: Cation/H+ exchanger
Exons: 2
Coding region: 320-1828 (502 amino acids)
Biological process (GO): proton transmembrane transport
Cellular component (GO): membrane
Molecular function (GO): antiporter activity
Source: RefSeq, a predicted model, not a curated record
AGGCGGGCGUGCGUCUGAUACGAACCAUGUACAGCUCAGCAGCACUAUUGGUGAGUGAUCUUUGAUGAAUGAUAUCAAUGGGAACGUGUAUCUAUGCUCUAGGUAGUACCAGCUUAUACUUUCCAACCAUGUUGGUGGAUCUCAAGAUGGUCAACGAACGGGCUUCCAUCCUCUUGCGCACCCGCCUCACGGAAUAUCACUUCGAUUUGACCGCCGGAGCACGCCAAGGACCCUGCCAAUCCCGCGUCUCCAGGAUGUGCACAUCCACGACCGCACAUCCACCCGCAAUGUCUCCAUCGGCAGCAUCAUCACCGCAGAAAUGGCCGUCACCGACACCGCCACAUCCGACGCGCUCCCCUUCCACGAGCCGCCCAUAACGCAAAUCCUCGUGCACGUCUCCUUCCUCCUGCUCCUCAACAUCGUCAACCACCUUCUCGAUGCGCUUACCUAUUGCGGGCUGGUCGGGCAAGUGCUCCUCGGCGUAUUCUGGGGCACACCACUCGGCGGCCUCCUCCCACGCACAACCGAGAGCACCGUCGUAACACUCGGCUACCUGGGGCUGAUCCUGAUCGUGUACGAGGGCGGGCUGAACACCGCUCUGCGGCCGUUGAUGCAGAAUCUCGUGCUCUCGAGCAUCGUCGCGGCCACUGGCAUCGCGCUUCCGAUCGCACUGUCGUUUCUACUGGGACCCCUGGCGGGCGCGACGAGCUUGCAGUGCUUUGCGGCCGGCGCUGCCCUCUCCGCAACGAGUCUGGGUACCACGUUUACCAUCCUGGCCAGCGCGGGCAUGGCGGAUACGCGUUUGGGCACUGUGCUCACCAGCGCGGCUAUGAUGGAUGAUGUUAUCGGGCUGGUGAUGAUUCAGGUUGUGGCGUCGCUUGGUGGGAGUGGGGGUAAUGUCAGCGGGGAGGCGGUGGCAAGGCCGGUGGGUGCUAGUGUUGGGCUGUUGAUUGCGGUUGUGAUUGGGGGGUGGGGCCUGAAACGGACGCUGGGGACAGUCGAAGUGAAGGGGUGGGGGGAAACGCUGAAGGCGAAGGUGGUAAUGCAGACGGCGAUGCUACUCGCCGUGGUGACGGCGGCGAGUUACGCUGGUGCUUCGGUGCUUUUUGCGGCCUUUUUGGCGGGUGCUGCGGUGGGCUGGUGGGAUGAUGUCCGCACGAGAGGGAAAACGGGUGAUAGAGUCUCUGGGGUACAUGUCUUCGAGACCUAUUACUCCCCCAUCAACAGGCGGCUUUUGGCACCGUUCUUCUUCGCAUCAAUUGGCUUUUCGAUCCCAAUCCGCCAGAUGUUCGCCGCCACAACCGUCUGGAAGGGGCUGGUCUACUCCCUCCUGAUGGUGCUCGGAAAACUAGCUACAGGCGUCUGGCUCCUCCCCGUAUCGCCGGUGCUGACAACGGUAUCGCAACGGCUCCGCGAAUUGCGGAAGCUGGGCGUCACACCCGCACCUCCAAUUCCCCAUACUCCCCAAAGCACUCCCACUACUACUACCACCGAACCCAAAUCGUCGGAGGCCGCUUCCCCCGCAAUCGCCGCCGCAGAAGACGCUAAACCCCCGAAAUCCCUCUACCCAGCCUCGAUUCUUGGGCUAGCCAUGGUGGCGCGCGGAGAAGUUGCAUUCCUUAUCGCAUCCGUGGCCCAGUCCUCGGGGAUAUUUGAUUCCUCCGAGGGAUUGUAUCUCAUUGUCGUCUGGGCCGCCAUGGUGUGCACCAUUGCCGGCCCGCUGGGCGUGGGCAGUCUUGUGCGCCGGGUGAAGGCGCUGGAGAAGACGCGCGCUGAUACACGAGGCAAUGGAGGUGUCAGUGUGUUGGGUGUUUGGGGGGUUAGUUGAUGCAUGUACACAAGAGAGAGAGAACAUCAAUUUAUUGUCGCAUGCGGCCUUACGAGACUAUGGCGACCAACCGAUGUAUGUAAACGGAGAUCAUAUGCGAGGAAUAUAUAGAGUCCGAG